Molecule: messenger RNA, 624 nt
Organism: Colletotrichum aenigma
Lineage: Eukaryota; Fungi; Ascomycota; Sordariomycetes; Glomerellales; Glomerellaceae
Exons: 2
Coding region: 1-624 (207 amino acids)
Source: RefSeq, a predicted model, not a curated record
AUGAAGCUCCAGACCAAAGACUAUGUGCGACUUAUACUGGAACUGGCCGAAGAAGAUCCUAUCACAAUCAUCAUCGAUGGUCUCGAUGGUAUCGAUGAUGAUAAUAGAUAUACGCUCGUCAAGGCCCUCGAUGAUAUGGUCUCCCAGGCCGACAAUGUGGUGAAGAUUUUCGUCACGAGCAGAAGCUCUAACCGCGUCGCCAUGAAACCAACAGCCGCUUUCAAAAUCCAAAUCACUCCUGAGUCGACGAGACAAGACAUGGAGGCUUUUAUGAGGCAUCAAAUUGACGCCGCGCUGGCAGCCAAAUUGCUGCUCGGGGGAGUUGUCAGCUUCGACACCCGCAAGGUUUUGGAGGAAGCACUACUUGAAGGUGCCGGUGAGAUGCUUCUCUGGGUCAAACUCUACAUGGAGCGAAUAUGUCAUGAAACAGUUGAGGAUGAUGUCCUCUCCGCUCUCCGCGAUAGACUCCCCGAGAGCAUAGACCAGCUUUAUCAAGGCUCACUUGACCGCAUAUCGCGAGCCCGGAAUAAAGCCCGUGACCUUGCAAUGAAGGCCUUGUCGUGGGUACUGCACAUGAGAGAACCCCUGACCCCACCGGCUUUUUUUGGCGGCGCUGGAAUCUGA